UGAACCACAAUCCUCAGUGUUGGUCACACUAAUGAGAAGCUAGGGGCUUUCUAAUAUGGGGUGCUUCCUUGCUUGCUUUGGUUUUUCUAAGAAAAAAAAGCGGCGAAAACCCGGUAACAAAGUUGCAGCUGCUGGAGACCAUGGACGUGGGAGCUAUGUACCAUUAGAUUCAUCUCUGACGAUUAUUGGUGUCGAUGGUGCAAAAGAAAGUCUCCAUAGUGCAGGUUCUGUACUCAGAGACAAGCCUAAGGAGCAGACAAGGGUCAAAAUCAGAAAGAAAGUUAGCUUCAAUCUAAAUGUCCAGACCUAUGAGCCUAUUUCGACUGGUUAUCAUUUCUUGGAGAGCGAUGAGGAGGAGGAAGUGGAAAAGAAUGGCCACGAAGUAUCAAAAGGAAGCCUUUCCACUUCAGCAUCUCAAAGGGAUUCAACUACAUUGCGGAUGGGACUUUUUCCUUCAAAUUACAGGUACCAAAAUGUUCGAGACAGCUACGACGAAGACGACCAUAUAGCAGAUGAGGAAAGUGAUUUAGAUGACGACGAUAACGAAAUUGAUGAUGAUGAUGACAGUGAAAUUGAUGAUCAAAGAAUAAGCCAAGAGGGGUUUUCAAGGCAAUUCUGUUCUUCCUCUAUAAAAAGAGAAUUGGAAUAUCCAAAUGCUAGAGGUAAUAUCCAGUAUGUACACUCUGUACUGAGUCCAGUAGAGAAUCUGACUCAGUGGAAAGCAGCCAAAGCAAAAGCAGCAGCACCAAAGCAGCAAAAGGAGAAUAUAGCAGCAUUAUCUCAAGAACCCCGGAUGCCGCCUUCUAGCAGAUCAAGUUAUAACCAGUCCAAACCUCUAUUGCAAGAAAUCCCAGUUCAUGCCAGUCUUUCAAGUUGGUUAAAUUCACAGAGUACAAAUUAGUCCGAGACCACAUUGAUCACCAAUAUUUGCACAGCUUCUGUAACUGGGACCAUCUCAUUCACGAAAUUAACAGAUUUGAAAUUCAAGCUCAGUCAAAUCUAAAGCGAUAUGAGAGAAAGAAGUAAACAUAGCUAAUUUGAUACCAAAAAGUGAAGAGGGCAAUAAACAGAAGUGUAGUUGAGGUGCUUUUUAGCUUUGUAGCACAUUUUGGACAGAGUGAUUUUUUGGGGGCAU
Molecule: messenger RNA, 1135 nt
Organism: Prunus avium (sweet cherry)
Lineage: Eukaryota; Viridiplantae; Streptophyta; Magnoliopsida; Rosales; Rosaceae
Product: FK506-binding nuclear-like protein
Biological process (GO): male meiosis II
Source: RefSeq, a predicted model, not a curated record